Messenger RNA from Tricharina praecox, 3936 nucleotides. RefSeq names its product Glycerophosphoryl diester phosphodiesterase family-domain-containing protein. Bases 176 to 3847 code for a protein of 1223 amino acids. The record is from RefSeq and is a predicted model, not a curated record. Gene Ontology annotation, biological process: glycerophospholipid catabolic process. The transcript is spliced from 13 exons. Lineage: Eukaryota; Fungi; Ascomycota; Pezizomycetes; Pezizales; Pyronemataceae. Gene Ontology annotation, molecular function: glycerophosphocholine phosphodiesterase activity; protein binding.
AAACCCUUCGAAUGGCCAUUGACCUCUGUCUCCAUACCAUACACUCCCAGAAUCCCAUACACCCGUUCAACCAGCUCUAACUUGCUCCCCAAACACACUUUGAGACCCAUUGAACUCGAUAUCACACAGUACAACACAACAACACGUACACCUCAACACCCCUCGCAUUGCCAUCAUGAAGUUUGGAAAGAACUUGUCUCGGAACCAGGUACCGGAAUGGUCCGCCAGUUACAUCAACUACAAAGAUUUGAAGAAGCACAUAAAAACAGCAGCCGACGAGAAACGGGCUGGAAAGACUCUCGACCUUGCGCUAUUUCUCUUCGCACUUGACCGCAAUAUCGAGACCGUCGACACCUUCUUCAAUAAGCGCCUGGCGGAUGCACAACGCCGGUUGAAGUCGCUGAGAUCCCGAUAUGAAGACCAUUUUGAUCUUUCCCCUGCGUCGGAAAACAUCAGCACCAAUGGUAGUGUACACAGCGAGGAUUUCGGCAGUGACUCCGCCACCAGAACUCUGGAUUGUUAUGGACUUGAUCGCGACGAGAUGGAGGAGAUCUUGGGAGCUCUCUUGGAGCUCCGGAGUAUGUUGAGGAAGAUCCAGUGGUACGGCGAGGUUAAUCGGAGAGGAUUUAUCAAGAUCUUGAAGAAGCUUGACAAGAAAACGAACUCGGCUGUACAACGGACAUAUCUUGAGUCCAAGGUCCUGCCGAAGCCGUUUGCUUCGGCAAUUGAGGCUUUGACGAUGAUGCAAACGGUCAACCUUUGGCUCUCAAAGGUUGGUGGCACGGAAGGACUGGAUCCUGAGAACAGCCGCGCAGCCGAUCUCUCCAGCCGUCCUCUUCUCAAGCGCGUGUCUUCCGGUGCUGCCGCCGGUUUGUCUACGGACACUGUGGAGGCCAUUGACCAGAGCAUUCGUGACGACACCGUAUCUGCCCUCGCCGAUAUCUUACAGGGCUCGCAAGGCGAGCUCAUCUCCCGGAAAUUGGUGCAAAACCUGCUACAGCGGUGCAUCACGAACAAGUCUCUCAAGUGUAUUCAGCUGCUUCUUGGUAAACUAGAUACCUUGGACGAAGAGGAUGAUAUCAACGGGCGCAACAUCAUCCACAGACUUGUGAUCUCGAUCGGCAGGACCAAGGGAUUGAUGAUAUCUCCGGAGAGCGAUAGCUCGAUGGAAAAUGCCUCGCUUAACGUGGUGCCGCCGCAGCUCUUCAUCACUCCAGCCGAGUCCCCAAUCCAGGCGCCUCCACCAUCUACGGGGGCAGUUGAAUGCGAUGGAGUACUCCGUCUCUCCCCGGACGACGAGUCGGUCAAGCUACUCGAUUAUAUCCUGUCGAGCCUACUUCCUGUGCAACGUGGAGCUCUGGCUGCUCGGGACCAGUACGGCCGCCUGGCACUGCAUUACGCCGCUCAGUAUGGAUUCGUGGUUCUUUGCAAGCUCAUCAUCAAGCACAUGCGCGAGUGGGACCAGUUCGACGUGUCCGAUGGCAUAGAUUCGGCGAGUUGGCAGGAUGCAGAUGGAUAUGCGCCAUUGCAUCUGGCCGUAAUCGGGGAACAUCCGAAGACUACCAGGACGCUUCUGCAGGCCGAGAACUGGGAUGGGGGUGUGGGCACGACCGAGCAAGUUGUUUCGGCUCGGAAAACGGUCUCAAAAUCUUCUGCUGUGCUGGUCAUGGCUGCGAGGCGUAACUGUGUUGCAAUCGUGCAGCUCUUGGUGGAGGCUGGGGUGGAUAUCAACUAUCAAGACGAGAAUGGCGAAACUGCUCUGCACCACGCCGCUAGGCUUGGACAUGUCGAAUGUGUCAAGGCACUUAUGGCUGGUAGCAGUAGCCAGCGGCCCGACCUUGAGCUCACCGAAAAGACCUACGGAUGGACGCCACUAUUCGUUGCGGCCGUCGAGGGAAAGAAAGAGGUGGCGGAAGCACUGAUCGAUAUUGGUGGAUGUGAGAUUGACAAGGUCGACUCUUCAGGAUGGUCUGCACAGGAGCAUGCCGUUCUGAGAGGACAUCUUGAACUGGCAAAGGUGUUGAUCGCCAAGAGCUCGAAGAGUCCCAGAACUGGCUAUGUCUCUUCUCCGUCACCGUCUUCCACUCCUCCGUUGUCCUCUAGUCCGCCAUUGACGUCUACUCCUUUCGAGAAGAACAUCUCCACUGUUUCUCUAACAGGUUCUCUGGGACCCACGGAUUCCACGCCUGCAGUAUCCACUGGCCAUCAGCAGACGGUGAAGAGCUUUGGCCAUCGUUAUCUCAAGCAGGGACAGACCAUGAUUCUCAUCACUCUCGGCAGCAUGGACGUGCGGAAGAACAUUCAGGCGGUGAAGCUGGAUCAGAUUCCCGUUCACGAGGCGCACACGACGCAGCUAGAUACCGCGCUUUCGUUGGUUGUUUCCGCACAGAAUGCGACCGGUGAACCGACGAUCGUCGAUCUUCCGGUCCAUGCCAAUGUUACCACCGACGAUCCGAUCCUGUUCGAGACGACCGAUGCUGGUAAGGUCAAAGUGAUGUUUGACAUCGUCCCGACGUACGCAGGCUCGAAAGACCGCAUCGUCGGCCGUGCGGUUGCUCUGCUGGGCGCCGUGAGACCGGAGCUCGGUAAUAAGAGGGCUUCUUUGCAGGGCGGAAUUCAGGUUCCAAUCCUGGCCGUUAGCACUUUGGAGGUCAUUGGCUCGGUCAAUUUCGAGUUCACCAUCAUUACUCCAUUUGAACACCCCAAUGUCGGAGUUACCAAAGAGCACACAUACUGGAAGAGCUUGACAACACCCAGAGUUAUCGGGCACCGAGGUCUCGGCAAAAACUUUCCUGCGAGAAAGUCAUUGCAGCUUGGCGAAAACACUCUACUGUCGUUUAUCCAUGCUGCGAAGCUAGGUGCAUCGUAUAUCGAAUUUGAUGUUCAACUUACGAAGGACCAUGUUCCGGUCAUCUACCACGACUUCCUUGUUGGAGAGACUGGCAUUGACGUCCCGGUUCACACCUUGACGCUGGAGCAAUUCAUGUCCAUGAAGGAUGAGCCCGCUCACCUCGACUCCAGAUCUGGUUCUCCGGAACGCGUCUGGGGCAGCGACAACAAGAACGUCAACCCAUCCAACGAACCAGAGGGCGUGCGCACACCGAACCUCCGACGAAUCCGAUCCAUGUCUCUCAACGAGCCCGACGGGCGCCAGAACGAUAUCAACGAACGCAUGAGACUCUCUAGAGCAUUCAAGCUGAACGGUUUCAAGGGAAAUAGUAGGGGUCACAGCAUUCAGAGUCCCUUUGCUACGCUGGAACAGACCUUCAAGGCGCUGCCGCAGCACGUGGGAUUCAACAUAGAACUCAAAUAUCCUUCGUUGCAGGAAUCCGAAGAACAUGGCAUGGACGCUACCGUCAUCGAGAUGAACGCUUGGGUCGAUACCGUCCUCAAGGUUGUUUACGACCACAUGAAAGGACGCAAUAUCAUAUUCUCUAGUUUCAACCCUGGUGUGUGUCUGUUGCUAUCUUUCAAGCAGCCGUCGAUACCGAUUCUCUUCCUCACCGAGGGUAGAACCCACGAGAUGUCGGAUAUCCGUAGCACCAGUCUCCAGGAGGCGAUCCGGUUCGCCAGUAGGUGGAAUCUGCUCGGAAUCGUUUCCGCGGCUGAACCGCUUGUUUUGUGUCCACGCCUCAUCCGUGUGGUCAAAGAAACCGGGCUGGUCUGCGUCACCUACGGCACGCUGAACAACGAGGCGAAGAGCGUCAAGGCGCAAGUGGAACAGGGCAUCGACGCGCUCAUCGUCGACCGCGUCCUGGCAGUGGACAAGGAGCUUCGCCGCUCCGAUGAGACCAAGGAAGUCGCCGCGACUUCCCUUGCUAGUGAUGAGGUUGCGGUUGUCGUGUAAGGAUACGGGUUAGAUUGGCGGUGUUUUGGCGUUUUGUUUCGUUUCAUUCUUGGGGUUGGUACGUACUACGUACAGUAAUGGGCUUUCCG